Molecule: messenger RNA, 1621 nt
Organism: Triticum aestivum (bread wheat)
Lineage: Eukaryota; Viridiplantae; Streptophyta; Magnoliopsida; Poales; Poaceae
Product: NAC domain-containing protein 43
Exons: 3
Coding region: 353-1564 (403 amino acids)
Biological process (GO): regulation of DNA-templated transcription
Molecular function (GO): DNA binding
Source: RefSeq, a predicted model, not a curated record
CUCUCUCUCUCUCUCUCUCUCUCUUGCCGGCGGGGACCACCGUGGGCUUGGCGUUUCCCUCUCAAGGUUGGUGGCACUUCUCCUCUCGAACGAACGUAACUAAUCCCAUUACAAGGCUAGCUAGCUUGCCAGCAGCUAUAUAUAACCACCCCCCGUCCGUUGCCAUUGUUUCCUUGCACCCCAUCACCGGCAACAACUUCAUUCCCCUCGACUCGACACCAUCGUCUUCCCUCCCAUCAGUUGUUGCUAGCUUUGUAGGCUGUAGCUAGGUGGAUCAUUUCACUCCAGCUACAACACUGUCUUCUUUAUCUAUCCUCUAGUGAUCGCUGUGUGUGAGACUCACCCAUCGACCAUGAGCAUCUCCGUGAACGGGCAGUCGGUGGUGCCGCCGGGGUUCCGGUUCCACCCGACGGAGGAGGAGCUCCUCACCUACUACCUCGUCAAGAAGGUGGCCUCACAGCGCAUCGCCCUCGGCGUCAUCCCCGACAUCGACCUCAACAAGCUCGAGCCAUGGGACAUCCAAGCGCGGUGCCGGAUCGGAACUGGCCCGCAGAACGACUGGUACCUGUUCAGCCACAAGGACAAGAAGUACCCCACGGGGACGCGCACCAACCGUGCCACCGCCGCCGGGUUCUGGAAGGCUACCGGCCGGGACAAGCCCAUCUACUCCGCCGCCGGCUCCGGCCGCAUCGGCAUGCGCAAGACGCUCGUCUUCUACAAGGGCCGUGCCCCGCGUGGCCACAAGUCCGACUGGAUCAUGCACGAGUACCGCCUCGACGACGCCGUCCCCGUCAACCCCACGGCCGGCAACGCCUCCUACUACUCCAGUGACUCAUUCCCGGUUCGCGGCGUGGCGGGAGACCAGUCGCCGUCGGCACAGGAGGACGGGUGGGUCAUCUGCAGGGUGUUCAAGAAGAAGAACAUCAUCGUGCAGCGCCAAGCUGGCCAGAACGGGGGCUGUGGCGCAGCGUCCAACAAGCUGGUCGGCGCCGGCGCCAUGGAGCGCAGCCGGAGCAACUGCUCGUCGACGUUGACCGCCGCCAGCGACCACACCAAGGGGCAGAUGAUGCCCUGCACCGCCAGCGACGACGGGCUCGACCACAUCCUCAGCUACAUGGGCCACUCAUCCACGUCAUCGUGCAGGCAUCAGACCAAGCCCGCCAACCCGUCAUCGUCAGCGCUGGACCACCUGAUCAACAGCGCGUGCCACAGCAGCAGCAGCACCCUGUACGACAAGUUCAUGAAGCUCCCGCCGCUCGAGCACGUCGUCCCCGGCGGGCUCCUGCCGCCGCUGACCGAGUACGGCGGCGACUGGGACGCUCUUGACCGGCUGGCGGCGUACGAGCUCAACGGACUCUCUGACUCCGCGAAGGCCAAGACGACCAACGGCAUGUCCUACAUCGUGGACGAGCUCGACGGCGCCACGGCCUACUCCGGCGGUGGCACGGCACACACUUCCUCCCUCACCGGGGACGGCGACGGCGACCUGUGGAGCCUGGCGCGGUCGGCGUCAUCGCUACACGCCGACUCGAUGAUAAACUGUUUUAACGCUGUCGGGUGCUGACACUGUCCUAGCCCAAACUUGCUUAUUCAAUCGCAAUAUAAGGACAUUUUUUGUAUA